GAACCCGGAAGUGGCUGCGGUGGCGGCGAUGGCGGCGGCUGCGGCGGGGCCGGUGCGGCUGUGGGUGCGCACGGAGCCGUUCCUGGUGGGAGCGCUCCCGGCCCCGCCGCCCGCCCGCCUCACCCUGCACUACCUGCGCAAGGCGGCCGCCUACGCCCGAGCGCGGGCGGACCAGGGCUGCUUCCCGCGGCUGCGCUGGCCCUGCUGGCGGCGCAUCGCCUGCGCGAAGCUGCAGCUGAGCGUAGACAUCGCCUGGCUCUACUUCGAGCUCUACCGCGGCCUCCUUGGGCUCGCCCCGCCACUCCGCCUGCGCUGGGCCGAGGCUGAGGCGGCCUGCACCAGCGCCGAGGAGCUGGAGGAGGAGCGCAGCAAGCUCUCCGUGGACACGCUGCAGUUCCUGCUCUUCCUGUACGUGCAGCAGUUCCACAACGUGUCCCUGCGGCGCUCUCUGCUCGGGGACGAGUGGCCCAGCCCCAGGACAAGGUCUCCAAGUCUGACAGGGAAUUCGGCCACCGGGAAUAAGAAUUGGAACGACCAGGAGCACCUUGACUUUGUGCAGAGCCACCUCUUGGAUAUCUUGGAGCUGCUGCUGGAGCCAGAGCAGCUCUCAGCCUCUUCCCAUUCCAGCUGCAGCAGCCUGGUGUCCUUAGAAGCCGUGUGUGCCCUCAGCUUCCUGCUGGAGGGCACCGUCAGAAAUUCGGGCACCAUCCGGCCCCUCCACGAGCUGGCCCUCAGGCAGCCCUGCCAUGGCCACAAUGGGUAUUCCAAGGGCUCCAGAACCUUCUCCCUGCCCAAGCUGGAGAGCUGGCUGCGCUCCUCCCUCACUGCCAAUCCCUUGGGAAUUACUGUUGGCCUCAAGGCUGGCAAGAAGCUCGCGUGGGCACAUAAAGUGGAAGGAACAACCAGGAGAGCCAGGAUUACCUGCAGUGCCCGGGUGGUGCCAGAGGUGUCCCCCCUGGUGCUGAUGAGCCAGGUUUACAGGCAGACCGUGGCCAAGAGCUCAGACACUCUGGUGGGGGCUCACGUCAGAAUCUAUCGCUGCAACGAGUCCUUCAUUUACCUCCUGUCCCCUCUGCGAUCCGUGACCAUCGAGAAGUGCCGGAAUAGCACCUUUGUCCUGGGCCCUGUGGAGAUGUCAGUCCACGUCCAGAGCUGUGACAACAUCAAGGUCAUCGCCGUUUGCCAUCGCUUGUCCCUUUCGUCCACCAAGGGCUGUACUUUCCACACUCUCACACCCACGCAGCCCCUCAUCCUCUCGGGGAACCAGGCAGUCAGCUUUGCCCCUUUCCACACCCAUUAUCCCAUGCUGGAAGACCACAUGGCUCAGGUGGGCUUGGCCACUCUGCCCAACUACUGGGACAGCCCCAUGCUGGUGUGCAGGGACAGCGGUGACACCAGCGUCUUCCGGCUCCUGCCCCCCUCAGACUUCUACACCUUUGUGAUUCCCUUUGAGAUGGAAGGAGACACCACAGAGACCCCAGGGGGGCUUCCCCAGGAGUACCAGGAGGUGCUGAGGCAGCGGGAGCAUCAGAUGCGGGUGUGGCAGCACAUGGUGAAGGAGGCAGGGCUGACCAGGGAUCAGAGGAAACAGUUCCAGGCUCUGGUAGAAAACAAAUUCUACGAGUGGCUGGUUCAAACAGGGAACAGGCAGCAGCUGGACAGCCUGGUCCCUCCUGCCCCGGCCUCCAAGCAGGCAGCAGGAUAACAUUCCUGGCCAGGAUAACAUUCCUGGGCAGCAGAAGGAAAGGGGGCUCUGGGAACAGCCAGUGAUGCACUCAGCUGAGUUCUCAUUAAGACUUUGUGCCAUCCCACCUGCACCCACUGGAUCUGACACCCAGCCCUGGUGUGGAUGGGACUGCCUGGCUGCUGUAGGAUUCCUGAGCAUUGCUGCUUUCCCAGGAAUGUGCUGUAGCCAUCCUGUUGGUGAAUUAGAGGUGCCUGGCACUGGAGGAAGAUGAAGUGUGCCUUGUUGCAGAGCUGUCACAGCAGUUAGUGUCCAUGGUGUCCAGCACACCAGGUUUCCUGGGGCAAAGCUGGAUGCAGGCCCUGGGCAUCACCUGCAUCCUCAUGGUACAAACCAGUGGUGCUGUUUUUAUAAAUGUGAAAAAGAAAUGUUUAAACUUUUUAUGAAUGAAAUCAAA
Haemorhous mexicanus (house finch) is the source of this 2141-nucleotide messenger RNA. RefSeq names its product TBCC domain containing 1 (gene TBCCD1). NCBI's taxonomy places the organism in Eukaryota, Metazoa, Chordata, Aves, Passeriformes, Fringillidae. Gene Ontology annotation, biological process: maintenance of centrosome location; maintenance of Golgi location. The record is from RefSeq and is a predicted model, not a curated record. Bases 29 to 1705 code for a protein of 558 amino acids. Gene Ontology annotation, cellular component: spindle pole centrosome. The transcript has 7 exons.